GGAAGAGCCUGAAUGUUAUCAGACAAGGAAAAGGUGACACGACGUGAGGGAGAUAACCUGAAGGGAUUGGAAAAAGAGGAAUAAAAAAAUGAUGAGGAGCCCGAUAUUUACUUUUGUUUUGUCCCUCUUCUGUAUGGUGGGCCUGCUGACUACUCUCGUGUGGCAUAUAAUGGAUAACAAUUUUCAAGAGAGUAACCAUCAACAGCUUAAAAUAAAAAGUCAACCUCACUCCUUUGCUUCCUGUAAAAACUGUGGGGAGAAUAUUAAGAAAGCUUUAGAAGUUUACUCUGAACCCUGGACCAGGCAAGACUACAAUUAUGAAAAAUUAAGGCUGGACCUAAAAGCCAAUGUCAAUGGUUUUGAUACGGCCAUCAUUAGCCAGAUGAACACUCCAGUGGGAUCGCAGAUUGUUUAUGACGGAGAACGAAAGAGGACCUUUGUUGUGGAUCCUAAGGUUUUCAACUUAUUUACAAAAGGGCAUCCUUUUUCAAAUAAAAGAUGGGACACAUGUUCUGUAGUCGGGAAUGGUGGGAUCCUGGGGAACAGCAGCUGUGGAAAAAUGAUAGAUUCAGCUGAGUUUGUUAUCAGGUGCAACCUGCCUCCUUUGUCAGACGGUUAUGAGAAACAUGUUGGUACUAAAACAGACCUUGUGACUGCAAACCCAACCAUCCUCAUAAACAAAUUUGAGUCGCUGGUAGGACGUCGACGGCCACUAAUGGAAAAGCUUAGUAACUAUGGCAACUCAAUGUUGGUCCUUCCUGCCUUCUCCUUUGGCAUGAACACAGCUGUAUGUAUGAGAACUUUUUACGCCAUUCAAGACUUUCAAGAUGCCAUCCAACCUGUCAUCAUCAAUCCUGAGUACAUCUAUAAACUCUUUCUCUUUUGGCGUUCACAUGGGCUGAAAGAAGCGCGCCUCAGCACUGGAGUUAUAAUGGCAAGCCUAGCUUUGGAGCUUUGUGACAAUGUGCAUCUUUAUGGAUUUUGGCCCUUCAGUGUUCAUCCAUACAACUUCAGAAACCUGACUCAACAUUAUUAUGAUGACAUGAAACCAAAUUCCAAUUUUCACUCCAUGCCAUCUGAAUUCAACAUGUUGUUGCAACUUCACAAACAAGGUGUCCUUCGCCUGCACCUGGGAGAAUGUGAACCAGAUCACUAUCAGUAACAGGGCAAGACUUUUCUCUGUAGCGACAAGACAGGGAAAUUAUUGUGAUUAUGCCAAGUGGAACCGCAAACUUUGUUCUUUAGACGUUAAGCUAUCAAAACACAUUCUUAAUGCUAAAAUGAGGUGGGCUCUAUUUAUAAUAAUUGUUAAUAAAAAUGUGCUAAAACAAAAUUCCCACUAUAGUUCUGCAAGUCAUUAGGAUUGAUAAAUAAGGACUGCAAAACAAAGGGCAGUCUCUGAUAUUUCACUAAAUUAAUAACCAAUCGCAUCUCCGUAUUGGAUAAAACAAAAUUAGCUAAUAAUAUAAGAAGGAUAAUUCCUUAACACAGUCUCAGAUUUGACAAGGGAGAUUUCGGUAGAGUACAGUUAAAUAAAAUAAGUUGCUUGUUCAGACAAACUACAUGAAUUUAUUGAGCAGAUUUUCAAUUGGUUCUGAUUAACUACAUAUGAACUUGCAGAUUUUGAAAUCCCAUUGAAACACAGGUUUAGCAUAUUAGCUACAUGUGAAACAUUUUGAGUUGUGAAUGAUGUCAGUAAACAUGUAAAACCAGUUUUUAUGUCCAUACUAUAAGAUCAAAAAGAUUAUAUGAGUAAUUUCAAGCAGGAAGAUAUAUUAUAUGAUAAGUUAAAAUGAAUAAUUAAUGUUGAAUUGAUGAAGAAACAUAUUCUGAAAGUAUUCAGAAGUUAGUAGACCUGUAGCUUGAAGCAAAACAGGCAGCCACCAAGGAUUAACUGAGAUGAAAUGAUAUUGCAGAACAUUCUAACAAACUGACACCAAGGUCAAGCUGCAGCAAAUAAAAAAACAAACAGGAACAUUUAAAUGUAUUUAUUUUUUUGACAGUAAAA
This is a messenger RNA of Cyprinodon tularosa, 2008 nucleotides long. Its product is annotated as alpha-2,8-sialyltransferase 8F-like. Lineage: Eukaryota; Metazoa; Chordata; Actinopteri; Cyprinodontiformes; Cyprinodontidae. Gene Ontology annotation, biological process: oligosaccharide metabolic process; N-glycan processing. The record is from RefSeq and is a predicted model, not a curated record. The transcript is spliced from 7 exons. Gene Ontology annotation, molecular function: alpha-N-acetylneuraminate alpha-2,8-sialyltransferase activity. The coding region runs from base 89 to 1162 and encodes 357 amino acids.